Messenger RNA from Suncus etruscus (white-toothed pygmy shrew), 1113 nucleotides. Its product is annotated as uroplakin-3b-like. The transcript has 6 exons. The record is from RefSeq and is a predicted model, not a curated record. Lineage: Eukaryota; Metazoa; Chordata; Mammalia; Eulipotyphla; Soricidae. The coding region runs from base 88 to 912 and encodes 274 amino acids.
CUGGGCCAGCCUGACUAACCAGCUCCUCCAGCACCCAGGGCUGGAGCAGGAGUGCACUGAGGCAGAAGACUGAAGCACAGGCGGGAGAUGAGGCUCCCCCGAAGGCAGCCUGGGCCUUGGCUGCUGCUCCCGGUGGUGGUGCUGGCCUGGCCUCUGCCCUGCAUGGGCCUGGCCCCUGAGCUGGUCCCCUACAUACCACAGAUAACAGCCCAAGACCUGGGCGGAAGGGUCACUGCCAGCACUUUCUCCCUGGAGCAGCCGCGCUGUGUCUUCAAGCAGGCCGGGACCACCGACACCAUCUUGCUGGUGGUGGCCUACAGCAAUGCCUCCGUGGACCUGCAAACCCCAAAGACAGUUAUGCGUGGCCUGGCUGCCCCCCAGCUGCAAACCCAUAGCUACUACCUGACGAUGCCCAUGGCCCCGGAGCAUCUGCACUGUGAGGCACCUCAGGGCGGUGGCCGCCGCAUCCAGGUCCUGCGGGUGGGCAAUGACCCCCACUGCUCUGAGGAUCCCCAGCUGUCGUCUUACUGCAAUGCUCCCCUCCCCAGCCCAGGACCUUACAGAGUCAAGUUCCUCCUGGUGGAUGCCUUGGACACCCUUCGGGCCGAGACGAUGUGGUCUGACCCCAUCACCCUCACUCGAGGCCGGGCCCCAGGCUCCAUCGACACCUGGCCUGGGCGCCGCAGCGGAGGCAUGAUCAUCAUAACUGCUGUGCUGUCCACCCUGGCUGGCCUCCUGCUCCUGGCCUUCCUGGCUGCCUCCACCAUGCGCUUCUCCAGUCUGUGGUGGCCUGAGGAGGUCCCAGAGCAGUUGCGAAUUGGCUCGUUCAUGGGGAAGCGUUACAUCACUCACCACAUCCCGCCCAGUGUGGCCUCCAUGUUGGGGGACCCCCUCCCCAGCCUCAGCCCCUAGUCUGGAGCAGGGAAGAGGGGAAGAGGGCAUCCACCACUCCCGAGUCAGGUGCCUUGCCAGAAGUUCCUGGGCCUCGGGCAGGCUAUAGGGGCCUUGCUCUGCCUUGGAACCCCACAUCACCCGGGAGGAACCGCGCACCCCAACUCGGUCCUCCCGCAGUGGUUCUCAGACCGACCACACGAGGGUGCUGGUGUUGCUGCA